Messenger RNA from Beauveria bassiana ARSEF 2860, 2937 nucleotides. RefSeq names its product MFS transporter, putative. NCBI's taxonomy places the organism in Eukaryota, Fungi, Ascomycota, Sordariomycetes, Hypocreales, Cordycipitaceae. Bases 1 to 2937 code for a protein of 978 amino acids. The transcript is spliced from 4 exons. The record is from RefSeq and is a predicted model, not a curated record.
AUGAUGAAGCAACGGCUGAAAGCGCUGCCAUCAUGGCUGAAGCUCGACUGGCACACGGCGAAGCUGACCGUAAAGACGUCUAUUCCACCCGCCGUCCUCGUCUGCGCCAUCCAGUCCGACGCGUGGAUCGCCUAUUUUGGCCAGAACGCCUACCUCGCGCCUAUUGCCGCCGCCAGCGUCAUGGCCGGCUUCCCGCAGGGCAUGAUGAUCGAGUUCAACGCCAAGCAGACAACCAUGUACGCCGUCGCGUACUGCUGGGCGCUGCUCGCCGGCUGGUGCGGCCUGCAGGCGCGAAAGCACACCACGGGUGCGUCCGAGGACCUGACGGCGUAUAACUCGUCGGCCGAGGCUGUCGUAGCCGUUCUGCUGGCAUUUGGUAUGUGGGUUGCGUUUACGGUUAAGUCGGCAUUCCCUUCCUGGAACAUUCAGGUGUCUGUUGCCGCCAUCCUGGCCAUUGCCGUUAUUCCCGCCAUUGCGCGGUUGCCCACGAUGCAUGCCAUUAUCGAAUCGGCAACAAAUGCGUUUGUGGUGUUUCUCACCGGCCAGGCCGUAGGACUCGUCAAUGCUCUGCUGAUUUUCCCGCAGACGUGCAGGGGUCUCUUCAAGAGAGACGCCAUUUCGUGCCUCGAUGCGUUGUGCGCAAUCAUGCAGGCGCAUGAUGCAUGCAUCGAAGAUGUUGUGGCAGGCACGGUACCUUGUUCUUCCUCGGAAGCCACCGGCAGCGAGUCAGUUGAGCAGCUGGAGCGCGCUCUUGAUCAUCUCGGCAACGAGGUCACCAAGGCGAACGGCCAUGUUGAGCACGCGGCGCGAGAGAUUUCGUGGGGCGCAUAUCAUCAAUCAGAGCUUGACACUGUGUGUGCGCUGUUGGUACAGCUCGUGCCGCCUGUUUCGGGGCUGAGCUUGGUGGCAGACAUGAUGCAGCGGGAAACGGAUGUGUUCGGCGUCAUUGGCCACCCAGAACAGACAAGUGUUGGCCGCGAGGAUCCUGAUGACCAGAUGGGACAGCCUCAAGAUGACUGGCCAGGUACAGAACUGGAAAUGCAAGAACAGCUGCGCAAGAUGACGGAGAUGAUCUCGACUGGCGCAGAGCAUGCCAAGUUGCGACUUCAACGAGGCCAAAAACGCAGUUGGAUGGGCACAGCAAACGAAAAGUCGGCUGACGAAGAGAGAAACAGCGCAACCAGUCCUGGCGGAUCAGAAUUUAUCGAAUACUAUCGUGACAUGUUCAAAGAGGAUGGCGACAAAAACUUGAGUCGUCAGCAAGUUCUUCAUCGCUAUGUGCAGCAUCGUCCACAGAUUGGAAAGAUGGGACGCGUGCCUACCAACAGACAUGCAGACACACUACGGUAUUUCGCGCUCCUGCAUUCACAAACUAUCCUGGCUGCUCUGGGGCGCAAUCUUCUCCGCCUCCUCAUCUAUCUCGACGAGUGCAACGCACGCCCGAAGCGACUGGUGGCUCCCAACUUUUUCUCUUUGCGUUAUUGGGCCGGAUUUUUCACUUUGACGAAAUUUCUUCCCAAGGAUACCCGACCACGGGAUGGUGGCACCAAGGUUGAGCUGGAUCCCGUGUUUCACAAGCCGCGGAAUCCGGAUCACCUGCCGCCCACCAAUGCUAUGGAGGCCGCGGGCGAUUACGUUCGAAGAAUCAACUCUGUGCUGCGUACUGACCAUGCUGCGUAUGGGCUACGUGGUGUUUGCGCCGUCAUGACGAUUGCUAUUGUUGGGUUUCUCCGCAACUCGCAAGAUUUCUACUUUGCCCAGCGCCUGUUGUGGGCACUCUUUGCCAUUUUGCUGUCCAUGGGCCGCACGUCGGGGUCCUCGACUUUUCUUCUCAUGGGGCGCCUGCUUGGAACCAUGGCGUCCAUGGUGGCGAGCUACAUAAUCUGGUACAUUGUUGACCAACGCACACCAGGCGUUUUGGUCUUUAUGUGGCUAUGGUUCAUGGUAAUCAGCUUUCUCACUUACGCAUCUGCUCUAGUCGUGCGAUUUCCUGCCCUUUUCAGCAUUUGGUUUGUGGCUCUCAUUGCAGCAAUUGUCAUGAUUGGUAUUGAGCUGCAAACGCAGCAAAUUGGUGAAAAGGUCGUGGAGCAGUCUGGCCAGGCUGUCUAUCCUCCCUACGUAAUCUUUCCUUAUCGAUUAGCCAUUGUUGCACUCGGCGUCAUUACCGGCUACAUCUGGACAAUUUUCCCUUACCCCAUUUCCGAACAUGCUGAGCUGCGAGAUAGCACAGCCCAAGUUUUGUACGAGCUGUCACGCUAUUACAUGUGCAUCCAGCAAACUGUCUUUGCACGUCUUCACCGCGAUCUUGGUGAUGCCGAUGAUGCGUCGAGUCCGAGUUCGCGACUACAGUCCGCACUUCGUCGGCUGUUUCUCAAGUAUCGAGGGUUGAGUACCAGUGCGAAGAGAUCAUUCGAGUUUCUCAACUGGGAAUUCUCGCUUGGCGGUCGGUUCCCAAAGAAAGCAUAUGGCGAAAUUCUCUCCAUUCUGGAUCGUUCGGGAAGCUACAUGGCGCUCACGAGCUACCUGUCUAAGGAAUCCAAGUCUCCUGAUGUGAUUGCGGCGUGCUGGGCCGAAAGCGCAACCGGGAUACCACAUAUUGAUGUGACUCCUCAUGGAAUCGCGUCAAGAGUCAUCAUUUUGCACUCUGCACUGGGCGAGGGCCAUCCAUUGCCUCCUGGCUUACACCAGCUCAAAGUAUCGAGCUUGUUCCAACUUCCGAGGAGUAAGCCCUCAAAGGACGACGAGUUUGCGAUUGCGGCAUUAAUCCACAAUGUCCAUUGGUAUUUCAUUCACGACGUGAAUCGCUUAACUGAGUUGGUAAGGGAAGUGGUUGGCGAAUUACGCUUUUCCUUCAUUGAUGAUCUUGAGGGUUCCUCGGCAAAUUCAAGCACAGGGACGGCAGAACCGGCAUCUGCCUCUGAACCGCCCCGCGUAUAA